This is a messenger RNA of Gastrolobium bilobum, 3596 nucleotides long. RefSeq lists its product as uncharacterized. Bases 109 to 3297 code for a protein of 1062 amino acids. NCBI's taxonomy places the organism in Eukaryota, Viridiplantae, Streptophyta, Magnoliopsida, Fabales, Fabaceae. The record is from RefSeq and is a predicted model, not a curated record. The transcript is spliced from 14 exons. Gene Ontology annotation, molecular function: GTP binding; GTPase activity.
GGUCCUGGCGCGAGUGGCGGAACUGUCAUGCGUAAGGGGAAGGUCAUUUCACAGUUUCCCUCCCCAAUUUUAAACACAAAGACAGGGUACCAAAAUCAUUAGUAGAAGAUGAUCAGGUUUUUCAAUCGAGGUAAGGACAAUGCCGCCGAUGCCUCACCAACCUCUCCGGCGGCGACGCCCUCUUCGUCGCCGGUGACCGGCCCGGCGAAGCCAAUACGCCUCAUCUAUUGCGACGACAAGGGAAAGUUCCGCAUGGACCCGGAAGGCGUCGCCACACUCCAGCUCGUCAAGGAACCUAUCGGCGUGGUCUCUGUCUGUGGACGGGCUCGCCAAGGCAAGAGCUUCAUUUUGAAUCAGCUAUUAGGGAGGAGUAAUGGAUUUCAAGUAGCAUCAACACAUCGACCAUGUACAAAAGGGCUUUGGUUGUGGAGUGCGCCAUUAAAGAGAACUGCUCUUGAUGGAACAGAGUUCAAUCUCCUGCUAUUAGACAGUGAAGGAAUAGAUGCUUAUGAUCAAACGGGAAAAUACAGCACCCAGAUCUUCUCAUUGGCUGUCCUUUUGUCUAGCAUGUUCAUUUAUAACCAGAUGGGUGGUAUUGAUGAGGCUGCCAUAGAUCGCCUUUCUUUUGUCACUCAAAUGACAAAGCACAUUCGUGUUAGAGCAUCUGGAGGAAGGAGUUCUGCAUCUGAACUGGGACAGUUUUCCCCAAUUUUUGUUUGGCUUCUAAGAGACUUCUAUUUGGACCUAGUAGAAGAUAACCAAAAGAUAACACCCCGUGACUAUCUUGAACUUGCUUUGAGGUCUGUCGAAGGGAGUGGAAAAGAUAUAGCUGCUAAAAACGAGAUUCGAGAUUCCAUUCGGGCUUUAUUCCCAGACAGGGAAUGCUUCACUCUUGUGCGACCUUUAAACAAUGAAAAUGAUCUACAGCGACUUGACCAGAUAUCGUUGGAAAAAUUACGGCCUGAAUUUCAAUCUGGCCUUGAUGCUUUGACCAAGUUUGUUUUUGAGAGAACAAAGCCAAAACAAGUUGGGGCCACUAUGAUGACAGGUCCUGUGUUGGUUGGUAUAACUGAAUCUUAUCUGGAUGCUCUCAAUCAUGGUGCCGUGCCCACAAUUUCUUCGUCCUGGCAGAGUGUUGAAGAAGCCGAGUGCCGUAGGGCAUAUGAUUCUGCUACUGAAGUUUAUAUGUCUUCUUUUGACCGUUCUACACAGAUUGAGGAAGUUGCUUUGAGGGAAGCACAUGAAGAAGCAGUUCGAAUUUCAGUGUCUGCUUUUACUGCUAGCGCUGUAGGAGUUGGUUCAGCAAGGAAGAAAUAUGAAGGCCUGCUGCAGAAAUUUCUCAAAAAGGCAUUUGAGGAUUAUAAGAGGAAUGCAUUUAUGGAGGCUGAUCUGCAGUGCUCAAAUGCCAUUCAGUCCAUGGAAAAGAGGCUAAGGGCAGCUUGUAAUGCUUCUGAUGCAAAGAUAGAUAAUAUUGCCAAGGUUCUUGAUGCUCUUUUGUGUGAAUAUGAAAAAUCCAUUCUAGGUCCAAGGAAGUGGCAAAAACUUACUGUCUUCUUACAACAAAGUUUCGAAGGCCCAGUACUAGACCUGACCAAGAGACUAAUAGAUAAAGUUGAAUCAGAUAAGAGUUCUCUCAAUUUAAAAUGCCGAUUUAUUGAAGAUAAGCUGACCCUACUUAACAAGCAGCUGGAUGCCAGUGAAAGCGAGAAGUCUGAGUAUAUUAAACGCUAUGAGGAUGUCAUCAAUGAUAAGAAGAAGCUAACCGAUGAGUAUAUGAAUCGCAUAACUGAUCUGCAGUCUAACCGUCGGUCACUGGAUGAGAGGUAUUCUAGCUUAUCAAAAACCCUGGACUCUAUUAAGCAAGAAUCCAUGGAUUGGAAAAGAAAAUAUGAACAAGUUUUAUCAAGGAAGAAGGCUGAGGAAGAUCAAGCUAGUUCUGAAAUUGCUGCCCUCAAGUCACAUAACAAUGCUGCCGAAGCAAGGUUGGCUGCAGCAAGGGAGCAAUCUCAGUCUGCUCAAGAGGAGGCUGAAGAGUGGAAGCGGAAGUAUGACGUUGCUGUUAGAGAAGCAAAAGCUGCUCUAGAGAAGGCAGCAAUUGGGCAGGAGCGCACAAAUAUGCAAACACAGUUGAGGGAAGAUGCUUUAAGAGAAGAAUUUUCCGGCACUUUGGCUGAAAAAGAAGAUAUAAUAAAGGAGAAGACUGCCAAACUUGAGCAUGCUGAGCAGUGUUUAACAACUUUGAAAUUAGAAUUGAAGGAUGCUGAGUCAAAAAUAAGGAAUUAUGAAGCACAAAUAUCAUCUCUGAGGCUUGAAAUUAAAGAGUUAAUCGAGAGGUUGGAAACUGAUAACGCUAAGGCCCAGUCAUAUGAGAAGGAUGUGAUGGUAAUUCAGCAGGAGAAGAACCAUCUAGAGCAGAAGUACAAAUCUGGGUUCACAAGAUUUGAGGAGGUACAGGAAAGGUGUAAAAAUGCUGAAAAGGAAGCUGUAAGGGCUACUGAAGUGGCUAACAAAGCACGGGCGGAAGCAGAGAUGGCUCAGAAGGAGAAGAGCGAGAUGCAGAGGCUUGCAAUGGAGAGACUGACACAUAUUGAGAGGGCUGAGAGGAAAAUUGAAAAUUUGGAGAGGGAGAAAGAUAAUUUGGAAGGUGAAUUGCAGAGCGUGAGGGAUUCAGAGAAGGGUGCACUUGCCAAAGUUUCAAAACUGGAGGAAAAGGUAGAACAGAGAGAGAAGGAUGUUGACUCACUUUUGGAGAAAGAUGGAACUCAUCGGCGAAAUAGUGCACAGAUUCUCGAACAACUUUUGGAAACAGAACGUGAAGCACAUGCUCAGGCAAAUAACAGAGCUGAGGCUCUCUCUCUCAAGUUACAGUCUUCACAAGCCAAAAUUGAUUAUCUCCAUCAAGAGCUGACCAAGUUUCGACUGAAUGAAACAGUAUUGGACAGUAAGCUAAACAUUGCCUCCCAUGGAAAACGUUUGAGGAUAGAUGAUGAAAUUGAUGUAGAAUCUGUUCAGGACAUGGGUAUGAGCCCUAGAAUUAUGAGGGAAAGUAAGAGAUCUAAGAGCACAUCUAAUUCGCUUAAGUACAAGCCUCCAGAAGAUGGUGGUUCCAUUUUUGAGGGUGAUGAGGACAACCAUAGUCAGAAAACUAAUGAGGAUGAUUAUAAGAAGUUUACAAAGCAGAAGCUUAUGCAAGAGCUGACAAAACAUAACUAUGGUGAUCAGCUGCUUGGGUUGAAGAAUCGCAACAAGAAUGCUAUCCUUGCCCUGUAUGAGAAAUGUGUUCUUCAGAAGUCAUAACAGUUGUGUAAAGGACUUAUUAUUAGGACAAAGCAUCUAAUCACAUCCACCUGCUGUGGAAUCUACAAUGGGUUUGGGUCCAUGCAAAUUUCAUUUAUGCCACGGUGGCUAGCAUUUAGACUAGAAGUAUUUUGUCAAUUUAAUUUUUCUGUUUGAGUGCUUUAUUAUAUUAUAUGUGUUUAAUUAUUUUUGGAGCAAUGAUCAUCGGGUUGGCCAAAGAAAAUUUUUCAUGGUCUGAUCUUUAUUUCUAAAAUGCUUUAGUUAGUUGGAUAUAAUAUAUCUUGUAUAGUUUGUAUUGU